CUAAAGAUAGAUAAAAAAAUGUGCAAUUAUAAUUUUAUAUUGCAUAUCAUGACAUUAUAAAUUAAAUAUAAAUUUAAUCAAAUUAUGCUAUGAUUUUACUUGAAAUAUGUGUUAAAAGAAGAAAUUAUUUUACAAUAUAUGUACCUACAUAUUACGUAGGCAAUCGCUAUAUGUUCUUACAAUCGUUAUUGCAGAUUGAAUAAACUAUAUAUUUUUAUUAUCGUCAGAACAAUUUGAAAUCGUAUUGAUCAAUUUGUCAAAACUCAUUGGCUAUCGAAAUAUUAAGAUUUAUAGUAAGCCAAUUCACGGACAAUUUUCAUAUUCUCGAAGCAAUAGCCUUGAACGAAUAUCUUCCCCUACUUUGUCUGCCAUAAAAUUAUUCAAUUCUUUAUUAAUAUUUCCAGUGAAAAACGUUCAGAUAUUGAUUCAUCAAAUGUAUUUUAUAUAAUGAUAUAAGAAUAUGUUACAUCUCUCAAUGUAUUAUAUAGGGAUGCAUAUACUGCCCUUAUUGUGGGGUGAAUUUGCGGAUGUGCGCGCGAACGUGGGCGCGUGCGAGCGCGAUCGGUCCGCGUCGCGCCGGUGAUUCCUUCUCGGACCGGCUCGACGCGCCUUCAGUCGCGUUCCGCGCGUCGUACGAGUGGGUGUGUUUUUGCUCGCAUCCUUUCCGUCGAAUCAUUCCACUUUCUACUCUUCCUGUCCAUUUGUCUAUCCGGUUACGUUCGAUUUACGCGGCGUAAAUGAGACUUGAAGGGAGAAGUAAAGAGACGAACAUACACGAAAUAAAACAUGAAACGAACCGAAUAAUCGUCGACAGGAUUCGUUGAAACAUUACAGAGAACUGUUGAUUUUCCGAAAGGCAAAAGAUUGUCGAUCUUUUCGGAUCCGCCGAUCUAAUCGACGACGAGUGGAUCACCUGCUGAUCCAUGUCACUUGUCAAGAGAGCGACUUGAUCGGGCUCGCCGAUCGAGUUCGUUUUGUGUACGGUGUCGCGAGGUCUGCAAUUGACAGAUCUUGAUGGACAGUGUUACAAUCCAACCAUCAUACCGCGGUAGUGUUCAAGGGGAAAAUGAUCUUUUCAGAGCAGAUUUACGUAUCUCUCUAAAUUCGGAAUACGCGGUGAAUUUUCCUUGUUACUCAACGAACGUAAAGCGUGCCGAUCUGGUGGACACCCUCGCUUUAAAAUAGACUACAUUUCGAGGGUCGAGGGAGCACUGUAGCAGCGUAACCUGUUGCGGAAUGUGAUAUCGAGAAACAUUGUUAAUGCCCGUGAGAUCAUUCUUCAUUGUUAUUUCACGUAAGGGUUCCUUUUCUCUUCCAGUAACAAACGCUAAGCGUUUCAUUCAUAUAACAUGCUCUGCCGAGUUGAAUGAGCAAGAUGAGCGCAUUAAUCUUUAAAAGGAUGUUAUAUGUAUUAUAAAUAUAAAAAGAGUAUUAUUGUCGAGUUAAUCUGAAUAUGUAAUUACUAUAUAUUUUACUUAAAACGCAUAUAAAGCACUCGCAAAAAGAUAAAAAAUCUAAUCGGAUUAUUUUAUUAUUUUCUGAUCAUAUUUAAUAUUCAUCGAUCCACUGGUGAUAUAUAAUGGACCAUGAAGAUGAUAAUUUCUCGCUUGGACUCAUUCACAAUCAGGUUCAGCGCUGCAAGGACCAUGCUAAACAUAAUCGAAGUGAAUACAUCGACCAGUAUUGUUAAAUAUUUAACAUAAUAGCGACACGAUCUUUUGAAAAUUAAUGUAUCCAAUACGCAUGAAAUAUUCAAUGUGCAUAAACUUUGAAAACACAAACUCGGAGUUCGAUAAUUUGAGAACUCACUUGAGAACUUGAAAACUCGAGAACACCAGUGAAUACAUUUGUGAAUAAGUGAUGCUACAUGCCCCGGACUCCUCGAAAAUAUCGUACUUCUCUGUACGUGCAAUGCACACACAAUAAUGGAACUCGUGCGGGCACUCGCGCGUAUUUCUUUCCGUUUCAAGCACGUUCGGACUGAGCCGCUUGAUUAUUCCUAGUGCAUCGAGCGAGUCGCGCAGAACACGGAAUCCAUAUCGCGGAUCUCGUUGCGCUCUUUUAAUUGCGUCGUCUCGGGAGCAACCGGACGGGAAGUGGAAACCGAGCUGCGAGUUAUCGUGGAAGCGUCUCCUCCGUAAAGGGAUUGACACCGCCGCGGUGGAGACAUGAAGCCGAUCGAGAUUUAGCCGAGGUCGUCAGCGUCGGAGUCAUGACACUUUCAUGGGAAGCUCGCGGAGCGAAAACCUGAGCGGCAGAUCCUGUCGAUUGGUGCGAAGAUGUCCGGGGACGCGGACCAAGUGUGGACAGCCGACCGAAACCAGACCGCGGCCGACUUCGACCUGGAAGGUAUGGGAUUGGGGAAUAUCACCGACGAGCUCUAUCCCUUGCCGGAUUACAUCAACGUCACGUUGCUGCCGGAUGUCAAUAUCACGGAGGCGAUUGACUCGUUUUACUUCUACGAGACGGAACAAUUUACUGUCCUGUGGCUACUAUUUGCGGUAAUAGUCGCCGGUAAUACCGCCGUUCUCGCCGGACUUCUGCUAGGUAAACGCAGAAAAUCCCGAAUGGAUUUCUUCAUCAAGCAACUGGCGUUUGCGGAUCUCCUAGUCGGUCUAAUAUCCGUAUUAACGGACAUAAUUUGGAGAACGACGGUCACCUGGCACGCGGGCAACGUAGCUUGCAAGCUGAUAAGGUUCAUGCAGGCCAUGGUGACCUAUAGCUCGACCUACGUACUCGUGGCUCUGUCAAUCGACAGAUACGACGCAAUUACCCGUCCGAUGAACUUCUCUGGCAGCUGGUGGAGAGCUCGAGCUUUGAUAAUUACAGCUUGGAGUCUAUCAGCGUUAUUUAGUGUACCAAUGAUAUUUCUAUAUGAAGAGAAACGAAUACAGGGUACAACUCAGUGUUGGAUCGAUCUAGGCUCUCCGAUUCACUGGAAGAUUUACAUGAGCCUGGUGAGCUUCAGUCUCUUUAUAGCACCCACUCUGAUAAUAGGGGGCUGUUACACGGUCAUUGUAGUUACAAUAUGGUCACAAGGAGCAGCACUACGUCAAGGACCUACCAGAGAUACUCGAAGGGCGUCCUCGAGGGGUCUUAUUCCCAGAGCGAAAAUCAAAACCGUUAAAAUGACAUUUGUCAUAGUAUUUGUAUUUAUUCUUUGUUGGAGUCCAUAUAUAGUCUUCGACCUCCUUCAGGUUUAUGGGCAUGUGCCAAAAACCCAGACAAAUAUCGCAGUUGCUACCUUCAUACAAAGUUUAACGCCGCUCAACUCGGCCGCUAAUCCGAUCAUCUAUUGUCUCUUUAGUACUCCAUUUUGCAAAACCAUACGGAACAUGCAGGCGAUCUCCUGGAUUGCGGGAUGGUGCCCGACGAAUCCGCACUGCUUCGGUAUUGGAACGACGAAUAGUAGCACGAGAACCGUGACGACGUCUCUGACAGCCCAGUCCUCCCGCAGAAGUGGACAUUUUACGAUGUUGCACUCAACAUCGCGGAAACGUGGUCAUGGUGUCAUGGUGUCUCUGGUCUAGAGCUUACGAUCUUCGAAAACGAGCUACCACAUUCAAUUUCUUUGUACGUCGGAAUUUAAAGCCGGUAACGCAACUUUGAUAGUUUACUUGCUUGUGCUAACAAUUGAAUCGAUCGUUGCAAAAUACAAAUCUCAUCAUUUUUACAAUGAUCGAUUCGUUAAUUAUAGAAAUCGAUGUAUUUCCAACAACGCGUGACUAUCAAACUUAAGAACAUGGCAAUUAUAAAUUAGGGUAAAAUCAAUUGAAUAAUCAUGAUAGAAUUUUCAAUUGGUGUCUCUUCUAUUAAAAAAUCUAUAAUUUUGUACUUUUACCCAGAGGAAUUCUUAUUUUUUUUAGAAUUUAUAGUCACUUAUAGAGUGUAUAGUGAUCCCUAUAAAUAGACGAUUCCGUGCUACAAAAUUUUACAUAAUAUGUACCUUUACGUCGUAGUUAUUUUUAUGACAAAACUAAAAUGUUUCAAACCAUCCGUGUUGUAAUCAUACUACAAAAUUAAUUAAAUUUUUAAUUAAAAGUUAUUAGUCUCUGUUGAUCAUAUUUAACAGAAAAUAAUAUAAAGCUACAAUGGCACAAUAUAUUGCAAUUUGAUUACUGCAAUUUUCAUUUUACGACGAAAGAUAUCUCAGGACUAGCGUCACGUUGUUGUAAACUUUUAAAUAUACCAAAGAA
Molecule: messenger RNA, 4196 nt
Organism: Ooceraea biroi (clonal raider ant)
Lineage: Eukaryota; Metazoa; Arthropoda; Insecta; Hymenoptera; Formicidae
Gene: CCAP-R
Product: Crustacean cardioactive peptide receptor
Biological process (GO): neuropeptide signaling pathway
Cellular component (GO): plasma membrane
Molecular function (GO): vasopressin receptor activity; neuropeptide receptor activity
Source: RefSeq, a predicted model, not a curated record